Ylistrum balloti is the source of this 3367-nucleotide messenger RNA. Its product is annotated as telomerase Cajal body protein 1-like. The record is from RefSeq and is a predicted model, not a curated record. Gene Ontology annotation, biological process: Cajal body organization. Gene Ontology annotation, molecular function: RNA binding; protein binding. Bases 104 to 2098 code for a protein of 664 amino acids. Gene Ontology annotation, cellular component: Cajal body. The transcript has 11 exons. Lineage: Eukaryota; Metazoa; Mollusca; Bivalvia; Pectinida; Pectinidae.
UGAUAAAAAAUAUGAUAAUUAAAACGAAAUAAAAAAGUAUAAUUGAUACAUGAAAACUUCAUGGAAUUGAGGAUCUAGACAUUUCAUUUCUACAACAGAUAAAAUGGAGACUGAUAUACCUGGAAAUUUAUCUGACAACAACUUACCUGGAAAUUUACUUCACAAUGACUUACCUGGAAAUAUUACUCACAAUGAAGAUGAGACGAAAAAUCAAAAUGACAGUUCAUUAAAUCAAGGUCUUUCGGAUCAUUCUAUAUUGUUAAGAAGCCAACCAAAAAUAUUUGAUCAACAGGAAAUGAUGGUUGAUUCUUUAAUCAGCAAUAGCAAUCAAGUAGACAAUAAAGAAGACAAAGAUCAUGGGGAAAGUCAUAACACGGACAUCUUUGUAGAAAGUCAAGGUCAAAAUGAAGAAAGUGAGAGUAGCGGAAUACAGCCAAGGAAGGAAUUCGGAAAAGAUGGAGAUGUAAAUUUAGAUAAUGAACAAGGGUGUACAGAAGACAUCGUUGAUAAUGAAAGGACUAUGAUCACAUUAACAGAAAGAGGAGAAAAACAGUCAUUUAGUCAAAAGGACACAGUAAUUGCAUGUACAUCAGAGGAAGGUUCCAAUAAUGAUAUUCCUGUAGUGUUUGCAGACUCUGAUAAGCAAAACUUAACAUUUACUUUAAAUUCAAACACAGAAGGAUUGGAACCGCCAAUGAAAAGAUUUAGAGCUGAAAAAGAUUCAGAAUCAGUGACACCAAAUGAUGUGUUAGAAUCUGUGUCUGAUAGAGAAACCAGUGGAACAGAAACUUUGGUUGAUAAUUCUGUUCAGUCUGAACCUGUGUGUAUGCAGAAAGAAGAUCAGGCCUUUGACUCUGCUGAUGGAAAAGAUAUGAAAAGUGAUGGCCAACAGGACAUGCCCAGCACAAGUCAGACAGAGGAGGAUGACAUGCCCUACUUCAGUCAGGAGGGUAUGGUACUUACAGAAAAACCAGAGUUUAUUACUGAUGCCAUGACAGAGUUCAACACAACAGAUGAUAAUUUCCUCAAGGGCUGCAAAUGGGCCCCUGAUGGGACAUGUCUUCUCACCAACAGCAAUGAUAACUGUCUAAGACUGUUCAACCUUCCUCAACCUCUGUAUGAGGGACAAAAUGAGGGGAUCCCUGAAAUGACCUCAGCCUUGAAAUUUUCAGAAACUGACACCAUCUAUGACUACUGCUGGUAUCCUAAAAUGGUGUUUGAUGACCCUAAUACUCAAUGCCUUGUUGCUACAUCGAAAGACGGCCCAGUACAUCUAUGGGAUGCAAACACUGGACAAAUACGAUGUACAUAUCGUCCUUACAACCAUCUAGAUGAGAUCACAUCUGCCUACAGCUUAGCCUUCAGCCUUGAUGGGACCAAACUUUAUUGUGGAUUUAACAAAAUGAUCCGGAUAUUUGAUCUGGCAAGACCUGGGCGUGACUGUGUUUCCCGGCCAACAUACUACAGCACCCAGCACUCAAAAACUAAAUCAGGUCAGCCUGGUAUAAUAUCAUGUAUCGUCCCCAGUCCUCAGGAUAAUGGAAUGUACGCUGCAGGAUCUUACUCCAGGGCUAUUGCUGUGUACUGUGAACCUAAAGGGGAAAUGGCAUGUAUGUUUGAUGGACAGCAAGGGGGAGUAACUCACCUGGCCUUUUCCCCAGAUGGAACCAAGCUCUAUAGUGGAGGUCGUAAAGAUCCUGAAAUUAUUUGCUGGGAUUUACGAUAUCCAGGGCGAAUUCUAUUUGUAGCUUUGCGACAAGUGCUGACAAAUCAGAGGAUUUAUUUCGACUUGGACAGGAGUGGGCAAUAUCUGUUCUCUGGCAGUCAUGAUGGUACAGUGAAUAUAUGGGACACUACCAUUGCUCCUGAGGAGUUGUUUCCUGGGCAGGACCCUGUCUUAAAAGUUAUCAAUACAUUCCAGGCACACAAAGACACUGUCAAUGGCAUCAGUUUGCACCCAUACUUGCCAAUUUUAGCCUCCUCUUCAGGCCAGAGACAUUUCUCCUGCGUAGAUGAUAGUGACAGUUCUGAUGACGAAUCCAGUGACAUCAUCGAGAAUAAUCUCAAACUUUGGGCAUUUCCAAAAUCAAAGAUUUGAUAUUUUUUCGUUUUAAAUGUACCGCAAAAACAUUAUUGGCUCAAGCUAUUUUUAGCCCAAGUGUUUUGUGCCAAUUUUCUGAAAUACUUAUGUGUACAUAUGUCUUCUGGUUUUCUGGAUUUUUUUUUUAAAAAUUCAGAACAAAUAGUGCAAUAACACAAUUAAAGGUGUUCAUUGGUGUCUACAGUGGUGGUGGAGGAGAUCAAAAUAUCAUGUCAUAUCUUAGACAUUUAACUGUGUAGAAAUGGCAUUUACUUAUUUUAUAAAUGCAAUAUCUAUGAAGUUCUAUAAGGUAUAUUCACAUUUUCUGCACAUUUUGCUGUUUGUAUAUAUUCAUUCACUUUAAACUUAAUUAAGUUGUUAAUUAGCUACUGUAUCUAGCAAUUUGGAAACACAUACGGCAGAUUAAGCUCGCUCACUCAAUUUGCAUAGCUGCCAUUUUGGAUUUUGAACAAAAUUUAUAGGUAUAGCAGGAGAACAAAGAAUGGGCGCAUUAUUGAAAUUAAUGGGGCCAGGCACAUUUUAACCAGUUUUCUGUAUGCAUUGAUGGAAAGAGAUGAUCAAUAUGUUAUUGUUUCGAGGUUCCUAUACAGUCUUUGUCAUCAUGUUACAAAUUGGCAUGAUAUCACAGUUUUAUGUAAUAUACUGAACUGAUUUUAAGGUUCCGGAGACCUUUGAAAUGAUUGAUAAUGUAUUUGUGCUCAAAAGUUAAAGGGGCCAGCAACCUGCCAGUAACUAGGCUUAUAACUUGCAGGAAUGGUAUGAUGAAAAUCAAAAUUGUAAUGAGUGAGGUAUUCUGAACCUGAUGUCAACCUUUUUUCCCAAUAAUAAUUAAAUUGCUACAGUAUGAGAGGCCAUCAGGGGGGCUAUCUCAGUGAGUGCUUGUGAAGGUAUAGAAAGUCUACCACAGUUCAGAUGUAAAUGUGACUGAAAAAUUUUUAUUUUGAAUACUACUAAACAAGUGCAAUUGUUGAUAAAAUAGUAUAAAUUUAAACUUACAUGCUCAUUCAUUAAACUGCAUUUACAAAUAAAAAAGAAUAAAGGUUUUUUUUGCCUCUGUGUCUAAUAUUGAAUACAGAGUAAGUAAAUAAAGAAAAGAAUUAUUUGUACCCCCCUCAUCCUGCCUGUUUUCAUGCUUGCCACCUCUCAAGUUUUGAUGACAUCACAAAUAUUUUAUCUUAUGAAUAUUCAUGAGUUGAGUGAGCCUAUUUCUCCACACGAAUCAUUUUGACGGUAACCGUGAAACGUUAAUCGACUCCAUAACUACAA